Molecule: messenger RNA, 762 nt
Organism: Amphibalanus amphitrite
Lineage: Eukaryota; Metazoa; Arthropoda; Thecostraca; Balanomorpha; Balanidae
Product: thioredoxin-like
Exons: 4
Coding region: 120-440 (106 amino acids)
Molecular function (GO): protein-disulfide reductase activity
Source: RefSeq, a predicted model, not a curated record
GGGAGAUUGGCGCGCUUGUGGCAAGUAAUUUUAGCGAUUCAGUUUCUCUCAGUGACGCUUCAGAAGUCGAGGGUGUGGGUGCCCGACUGGAACUCAUCUGAUCAUUGAUAAAAGCCACGAUGUCUGUCACUCAGGUUCAGUCAACGGAUGAAUUCAAGAACAAGUUGAAAGAGGCUGGCAACAAGCUGGUGGUGGUGGACUUUUAUGCCACAUGGUGCGGCCCCUGCAGGCAGAUUGCUCCUAAAAUUCAGGCGAUGGCCAAGGAGCACACGGACGUGGUGUUUCUGAAGGUGGACGUCGAGGAGCUGGAUGACCUGGCGGCCGAGUACGAGAUCAGCUGCAUGCCCACCUUCGUCUUCAUCAAACAGGGCGCCAAGGUCACGAGCUUCUCGGGCGCCAACGCUGACAAGCUGCUGGAGCUGGUGACGCAGAACAAGUAGACGCCAUCGGUGGCUCGGACCUCGGGCAAUCACUCACCCCACAGGGCCGGGCGGCGGUGGUGACUGCCGCGACACCUAUUUUGGUGUGAGCGGUGGCGCAGCGCCACCUGCCGCCCGGGGUGGCCAACAUUCCAGCUGCCCGUCAUUCGCCUCACCUCGCGUCGCCGCGGGCGGCCAGCCCGGCGACCGAGGAGCAUUCAAGUGUGCUUCGUUGUUGCGCCUUAUCCAGUACUUGCACACUUCUGUUAUCGACGAGUCUCUCUGUAAUGCGUGUCAUGUUGCGACUGGACACCGGUAAGUUAAUACAAUCAGGUUGGCGUUU